Messenger RNA from Aspergillus melleus, 1548 nucleotides. RefSeq names its product acyl--CoA ligase. Gene Ontology annotation, molecular function: medium-chain fatty acid-CoA ligase activity. NCBI's taxonomy places the organism in Eukaryota, Fungi, Ascomycota, Eurotiomycetes, Eurotiales, Aspergillaceae. The coding region runs from base 1 to 1548 and encodes 515 amino acids. Gene Ontology annotation, biological process: fatty acid metabolic process. The transcript has 4 exons. The record is from RefSeq and is a predicted model, not a curated record.
AUGACAGUCGCCACUACUUUGGCUCGGUCGUUCUCGUCCGACAGCAACGACGUCGCCAUCCUGGUUCCCAAGACCCCCGCCCCCCUGUCGAUUUCCUACUCUCAGCUGCAUGCCCAUGUCGCCAAUUUCCAGGCCAAGCUGGCUAGCCUGGGUGUUACCCACGGCGGUGCGGUGUCACUGGCUCUCGUCAACUCUUACGAGUUCAUCGUCGCCUUCCUAGCGGCGUCAUGGCAGCGCGCCAUUGCCGCUCCGCUCAACCCCGCCUAUAAGCAGGACGAGUUUGAGUUCUACAUCGACGAUCUCAGCUCGACCCUGGUGCUGAUUCCCCAGGGGUCGUUUGUGCAGAAUGGUCCGGCCGUUCGGGCGGCGAGGAAAUACAAUGCGGCCAUCGCCGAGUGUUACUGGGAUGGCUCGGAUAUCGUUCUGGAUGUCAAGGAGCAGGGGAAGCUGGCUGGCAAUCGAGGCGUUGGGGUCCAUGAUGCGCAGCCCGAUGACGUUGCUCUUGUGUUGCAUACCAGUGGAACGACUGGCAGGCCCAAGGCCGUUCCACUCACCCAUAAGAAUCUCACUACCACGAUGAGAAACAUUCGAGAUACAUACCAACUGACCCCGCAAGAUCGCACCUACUUGGUGAUGCCGCUGUUCCACGUCCACGGUCUCUUGGCGGCCUUCUUGGCACCUCUAUACGCCGGAGGAUCGGUGGUUGUGCCGGAAAAGUUCUCCGCGUCGCACUUCUGGUCGGACUUUGUCAAGUACCAGGCCAACUGGUACUCGGCCGUGCCCACUAUCCACCAAGUCCUCCUCAAGACCCCCUUGCCCAACCCCAUCCCUCAGAUCCGCUUCAUCCGCUCAUGCUCCUCUCCGCUGUCCCCGAAGACGUUCCAGGAUCUAGAACGGACGUUCAACGCCCCGGUCCUGGAAGCGUACGCCAUGACCGAAGCCGCCCACCAGAUGACCAGCAACCCGCUUCCCCCGGGCAAGCGGCAACCCGGCAGCGUUGGGAUCGGGCAGGGUGUGGAGAUCAAGAUCCUCGACCAAGCCGGCAAAGAGGUGCCACAGGGCAGCGAGGCCGAGAUUUGCGUGCGCGGCGAAAACGUGACCAAGGGUUACCUGAACAACCCGACGGCCAACCAAUCGUCCUUCACGAAGGACGGCUUCUUCCGCACUGGUGACCAAGGGAAGCAGGAUGCAGACGGCUACGUGAUCAUCACGGGGCGUAUCAAAGAACUCAUCAACAAGGGCGGUGAGAAGAUCAGUCCUAUCGAGCUGGACAACACUCUCCUGCAUCAUCCCCAAGUGGCGGAGGCCGUGUGUUUCGCCAUUCCGGAUGAGGGGCACUACGGAGAAGAUAUCGGGGCGGCCGUGGUGCUGAAGGGUCGCGAUUCGGCGACAGAAGAGGAGCUGAAGGCUUGGGUGACUAGUAAAUUGGCCAAAUUCAAGACUCCGAAGAAGGUCUGGAUAGUAGCGCAGCUCCCGAAGACCGCCACGGGCAAGAUCCAACGACGCAAAGUAGCAGAGACGAUGUUGACGCCAAAGGCGAAACUAUAG